CUUCCUGGUGCCGGUUCCUUCCCUGGGUGGAGUACGCCCACAACUCUUUGCCCUGCUCCUCUACUGGUAUGUCUCCAUUUUUUUUGCGUGUAUGGUUACCAGCCUCCUGUCUUUCCGUCCCUUGAGCAGGAAGUCUCUGUUCCAUCCGCCCACACUUUGGUCCGCCGUUGCCGGGCUGCAUGGGUUCGAGCUCGUCGGGCCUUGUUGAAAAGUUCCCUGACCUAUAAGAAGGCAGCAGAUCGGCGCAGAAUUCCUGCUCCCACUUACAGAACUGGGCAAAGGGUCUGGCUCUCCACAAGGGAUCUUCCUCUCCGAGUCGAGUGCCGUAAGUUGGCUCCUCGCUUUGUGGGUCCUUUCCCAGUGUCUAAAGUUAUUAAUCCUCUUGCUGUGAGACUAAAGCUCCCCAGGACCAUGAGGGUACACCCAACCUUCCAUGUUAGUCGUGUGAAACCUGUUAAGGUGAGUGGGCUGGUCCCUGCCACCAGACCCCCUCCACCCCCCCGGCUCAUCGACGGUGGCCCUGUAUAUUCUGUGAGGAGACUCCUCGCAUCCCGUCGCCGUGGACGCCAGCUUCAAUACUUGGUGGACUGGGAGGGUUAUGGUCCGGAGGAGAGGUCAUGGGUUGCAGCCAAGGACAUCCUGGACCCCACUCUUAUUAGAGACUUUCUCCGCCAGCACCCUCAGGAUCCUGGGCCGUCAGGUGCCGGCCGUAGAGGGGGGGGUACUGUCAGGGUUUGA
Molecule: messenger RNA, 738 nt
Organism: Lates calcarifer (barramundi perch)
Lineage: Eukaryota; Metazoa; Chordata; Actinopteri; Centropomidae
Exons: 1
Source: RefSeq, a predicted model, not a curated record